This is a messenger RNA of Doryrhamphus excisus (bluestripe pipefish), 2352 nucleotides long. It is a transcript of the gene ncoa4, whose product is annotated as nuclear receptor coactivator 4. Gene Ontology annotation, molecular function: transcription coactivator activity. NCBI's taxonomy places the organism in Eukaryota, Metazoa, Chordata, Actinopteri, Syngnathiformes, Syngnathidae. Gene Ontology annotation, biological process: intracellular iron ion homeostasis; response to hormone. The record is from RefSeq and is a predicted model, not a curated record.
ACUUUCAAACAAAUAUAGAACGUCAGCAAGACACAAAACACUCCACGUGAGAGCGACCACCUCCUGAUCCAGGUCAGAGUGGUCAGGAGGCGUGGCAAGCUGUCCUGUUCCUUGUGUGAGAUUUAGUCAAAGUGAAGUACUUAAUGUCCCAAGUGUUUUAACUUGGGGGUUUGCAGCAAGUGCUUUUGGACAUGACCUCAACUAGCAUGAUGCCGACAACGGGCAGCAAGCUGAAGCAGUGCCUGCUGGCUCAGGAUCAGCUGGAGAGCGCCAUCCAUGCCGUGAUGAAGACUGAGCAGCAGCUGAGGGAGAACGCCAGAGAGGUGCGCUGGCAGCUGCAGAGCUGCGUAAGCCGGCAGCAGGAGGCGCUGCGCUGCAGGGAGGUGUGGCUGCUGGGUCAGAUCGACCUGCUGGAGCACGUCAAGGCUGAAACGCUGCAGCAGCAGUUGCAUCGUCUUCAUCGGCUGCACGGUCAGCUAGAUGUGAUCUCACAGCAGCUGCAGAACGCCAACAGCAGCAGCGACCUGAGCAACCAGCUGACCACCUGCAUGGACAAGUUGUCAUCUCUGAGUCUGAUGCCGGAGGAAACACCUGAGAUGAGCUUUGACGCUGACUCGCGCUCCCUAAGGGACGCCAUCACCUCAUUUGGCAGCAUCAGCGCACAGAAAAUGGAGGCCGGAGCUUUGGGUAACUGGCUGCUGGAAAGUCAUCCUACUGGACAUCAGGUCAGCAGAGAUUCCCAGGAUUGGCUGUCACCGAAGGAUACGACUUCCUGUCCCGUCCUGGAAUCUGUGGACUUCUUCAAGGCCUGGGGUCAGCUCCGAGACCUGGAAACAUGGCUGCUCCGGGACCAGAAGCCUGUCGUCCGGCAGCGCAGUGCCAGCUGCAGCAGCUCCUCCUUCUCCAUCGAGAAGAUUGACGAGUCUGACUUGUGUGACGGCCUUCAGGAUGACGACCUGAGCGAGUGGCUGAUAACCCCACCCGUCGACUCCGCCGAGUCCGAUGCCCAGCGCUGGCGCCAGCUUUUGAAGCCUUUUUCCGAGCGCUGGUCAUGCGCCGACUGGCUGGCCGGGCCGAGCCGUCAGACGGCCGACUGCUCAUCCUGCUGCCAAACCACCAAAGCCUUGGAGAUCGAGAACCUGGGAGAGCUCAAGUGCCUGAAGACCCCAUCUCCCGCCAGCCCGUCCUCACCCACAGCCGCCAUUACGACCUUGCAGGCGUGGCUGCAGCAGGCGGCGCCGGUCCAGCAGACGUGUCGGGCCAACGAGCUGUGCUCCAGCUACUCUGAGUGCGUCUGCGAUGAAAACUGCGGCAAAGAAGCUUUGAACGCGUGGCUGCUGCAGCACGGCACGCUUGACAAGAACGGCGUCCUUGUUGCCACUACUGCCCCGCCCACUACGACCAAGAACACGCUGACCAAGACCUUGAAUGCCCAGCCCACUAGCAAGAAUGUGCCGCCAACUUUGCAGCAUAGACAACAGGAAGAGAAGGUUCAGGCCAUCCUGGAGGUGUGGCUUCACCCCUCCAACGCUUCCUGCAGAGGUUCUAACCUCCUCGGCCCCGCUUUGUUUCAAAGACCUCUGGAUCCAGAGCACUGGGUGCUUCCAAAGAACUCAUCCAGUCCGGAAGUGACUUCAGCAUCGGAGCAGGACAACAAAUGGCUGCUAAAGAAGAAAUCUCAGGAGAAUGUGGCUCUGCCGUCCGUCUGUGACUUGUUCUCCUGCAUGAAAGUGGGCAGCGACAAAGAAAAAUGGCUCCACAGGGCUCCGAUUCAGAUGUGACCACAAAGAUGAGCUUUCCUUUGGCCUGUGUCACUUUAUUGCUGCUUAGCGCACACAAGUUUCUUCAAUCCUGCAGCCUUCUUUCCUGUGGUAUUCAGCAUUUGCUUCCUGCAAAGGUUCUUCAACUUCUGUGAAGUGCCUGAGUCAAACAGGAAGUGAACUUUUUAAAUGUGCGCUGUGAUCACUCCGUCAAGAAUGAAUAGUUGUGAAUCUCCUGAUCCACCAUGGACUAUAUACAGGGUGGGUGGUGCUAGCGAGGGGCUGGGCAAAGUUCAACUUAUUUUAACUCAAAUAUUUCUAUGAAGCAUAUAUUUUUUGCAUUUACAUUGAACAUUUAUUCUGCCCCAUUGAGGGUAAUAUUUCUCAAAUUUUCUUUACUCUGCUACAGAGAUGUACAUCCUUCUGGAUGACUUUUAAUCCCAUUAUUUUAUUUUAAAAUUAACGUUUUUGUUUUAAGUUUGCUCUCUUCCAAGACAAGGAUGAAAGCUCCACCAAUGAUUUUGACUGCGCAAUGAUGUCAUCUAUGGGCUUUUGUUAUGAUUCUCCACACUAAUAAAACAUGUUGACAUCA